Messenger RNA from Coccinella septempunctata (seven-spotted ladybird), 1819 nucleotides. RefSeq names its product death-associated inhibitor of apoptosis 2 (gene Diap2). Lineage: Eukaryota; Metazoa; Arthropoda; Insecta; Coleoptera; Coccinellidae. The record is from RefSeq and is a predicted model, not a curated record. Gene Ontology annotation, biological process: regulation of cell cycle; negative regulation of apoptotic process; positive regulation of protein ubiquitination. Gene Ontology annotation, molecular function: ubiquitin protein ligase activity; cysteine-type endopeptidase inhibitor activity involved in apoptotic process. Gene Ontology annotation, cellular component: nucleus; cytoplasm. The coding region runs from base 261 to 1742 and encodes 493 amino acids. The transcript has 2 exons.
GACAUCGUCGUGACAGCUGAAUCAGUCUGAAAUGGAAUAUAUGAUCUUUUUGUCACUGGAUUACUCUCAUUAAAUAUAAAUUCCUAAGUUUAAAGUUUGUGAUGCUUUCACUUGAUUAUUGCAAGAAGAAUCUUAAGUAAUAUAGAAGAAAAAAUAAAAUUUAUCCUCAAUUAUGUAUAAAACGUUUAUUAAGUAUUUGCGAUUCAAACUCGAGCAAGACUGCUUCAGAGUAUAAACUACCAUUAUCAUUGGAAUAGAUAAUGAAUUCAGAAAAAAAUCGUUUGGAAACAUUCAGCGAUUGGCCUUCUAAUGCGCCUGUAAGUCCAAUUCGGAUUGCCAAGGCUGGGUUUUAUUCAACGAAAGAAGGUUUAACAGUACAAUGUUUUGCUUGUCAAGUAAGAAUAGUAGAAUGGAAUUAUGGUGAUCAAGUAAUGGCAAAGCACAAAAAUGUGAGUCCAACAUGCCCCUUUGUAUUGAAUCCAACUACCUCUGGAAAUGUUCCUAUCAUUAUGCAAAUAUCUUCAACUUCUUCUGUAUCAACUAAUUUGAAUUAUAAGGAUGAAGCGGUGAGACUAGCUUCAUUUAGAAACUGGCCAGUACCUCAUAUCGUGACACCAGAAUCUCUUGCUAAAGCUGGCUUCUUUUAUUAUGAUUGUGGAGAUAACACUAAGUGUGCGUACUGCAAUGGUAUAAUGACAUCUUGGUUGCCGGAAGAUGAUCCAGACAAGGAACAUAAAAGACAUUUUCCCACAUGUCCUUUUGUUAUUUCAACUAUAAGUCCAAGGCUUUUAGAACAAUUGCCUAGGGAUAACUCACUUUCAAAUGUAGACUUAGUUUCAAAUGAAAAUUUAGAUACCCUUGGUGUUAAUGCACAUAAAAUACCUAAGAAACCAAGCUGUGCAACUAUAGAAUCCCGUUUGAGAACAUUCAGCACUUGGCCUUCACAACUUAUUCAAACACCAGAAGAUUUGGCUCAGGCAGGGUUUUACUAUGAAGGGAUCAAUGAUCAAGUGAGAUGUUUUCAUUGUGAUGGUGGUUUGCGCCAUUGGGAUCCAGAGGAUGAUCCAUGGACUGAACAUGCCAGAUGGUUCCCUUUAUGUUCUUUUGUUAAAAUAGUAAAAGGUCAAGAUUUUAUAGUUUCUUGCUCCAAGGCUCAAAUGGAUGGUAGGGAUAAGAAAAAGCUACAGAGUUUGAAGCCGAAACCAACCAGGAAAUUCCCGGUGUCAGAAGCUGAUUUGGAACAACAUAUGAGCUCAUCGGUAGUAGUGAUGGCAUUAAAUAUUGGAUUGAGUAUUGAUCGAAUCAAAAGGGCUCUACGAGAAAAGUUAGAACAAACCGGAACAGCAUUUGGUGAACCUGAUUCGUUAGUGCUCGCCACAUUGAACUUACAAAUAGAUGAGCAGAGGUCAGAAGUGGAAUCAGAAUGUAUGGAUAAUUACAGUGAUUUCAUGUUUAAAUCGUAUUCAAACAAUAUUAGUCCUGAAAAUUCUUCACCUACAACUUCGGAAGAUGCUUCUGCCACCACCAUUUCCCCAAACACAUCGAAGAGAUUAUCUCUGGAAGAAGAGAAUAGAAUUCUCAAAGAACAAAGAUUAUGUAAGGUGUGCAUGGAUAACGAAGUAGGUGUUGUAUUUCUGCCAUGCGGCCAUUUUGCCACAUGCGUUAAUUGUGCUCCGAAUUUGCAAGAUUGCCCGGUAUGUCGAACUACAAUUAAAGCUACAGUCAGAACAUUCUUGGCGUAAUUUAGUAAACAAAAGUGAUGAUCUAUUUAUCUGUUGUCUAUUUCAGUGUAUGAUAAUAUAAAUAAUGUUUUUUAAAA